Engraulis encrasicolus (European anchovy) is the source of this 5687-nucleotide messenger RNA. It is a transcript of the gene lrrc8ab, whose product is annotated as leucine rich repeat containing 8 VRAC subunit Ab. Bases 204 to 2591 code for a protein of 795 amino acids. Lineage: Eukaryota; Metazoa; Chordata; Actinopteri; Clupeiformes; Engraulidae. The record is from RefSeq and is a predicted model, not a curated record. Gene Ontology annotation, molecular function: protein binding. The transcript has 3 exons.
CCGGGUUGGAAGGGGAACCUUCGCUCAACAUGGUAGGGGACGGGAAUAACAAACAAAUCCAAGAGAUCCCCCGGCAAUCAACCAGGCGAUUCUGGCCCUGUGGUGGCAGGGGUCUCAGACAUAUUUGUAGAGAAUAGAGCUCGCACAGACCCGAAUAAAGUGGCGACAGGCACUGAAGGGCUAACACCACUGCAGGGUAAAUCAUGAUACCCAUCACAGAGCUGCGUUAUUUCGUAGACACCCAACCGACGUACCGCAUCCUGAAGCCAUGGUGGGACGUGUUCACGGACUACAUCUCCGUGGUGAUGCUCAUGAUCGCCGUGUUUGGCGGCACGUUGCAGGUCACGCAGGACAAGAUGAUCUGCUUGCCCUGCAAGUGGGUGGUCAACAAGACCUGCAAGAAGUUCUUCAACGCCACCUUGGGGGCACCUUACCUCGCAGAGCCCAAAGGUAUUCAGUACAACCUCGACCGCCAUCAGUACAACUUUGUGGAUGCCGUGUGCUACGAAAACAAACUCCACUGGUUCGCAAAGUACUUCCCGUACCUGGUGUUGCUGCACACUCUCAUUUUCCUGGCAUGCAGCAACUUCUGGUUCAAGUUCCCGUGGACGAGCUCCAAACUCGAACACUUUGUGUCCAUCCUGUUGAAGUGCUUUGACUCUCCGUGGACCACCCGAGCACUCUCUGAGACAGUGGUUGAAGAGAGCGACCCUAAAGCGCUUGGGAAAAUGAACGGAUCAUUGGAUAAAAAGGCCUCUUGCCUCAGUGAUGAUGUUGAGGCAUCCGCCCCUAUGAUUCCGCCCAUGUCUCGUUUGGAGCAAGGCAUAGUGGACCACACAGAGACCGGGGUGCUGGACAAGAAAGAGGGCGAACAGGCCAAAGCUCUAUUUGAGAAGGUGAAAAAGUUUCGAAUACAUGUGGAAGAAGGAGACAUCGUGUACAGACUGUACAUUCGGCAGACCACAGUCAAAGUUAUCAAGUUCAUUAUUAUUAUUUGCUACACAGGCUUUUACGUACACAACAUUCAGUUCCACGUUGAUUGCACUGUGGAUAUCGAGAAUCUAACAGGCUAUCGAAUGUACCAUUGCACGCACCCACUUGCCACACUCUUCAAAAUCCUGGCUUGCUUUUAUAUAAGCCUUGUCGUGGUGUAUGGCAUUAUCUGCAUGUACACGCUUGGCUGGAUGCUCCGUCGCUCUCUCAAGAAGUAUUCCUUUGAGUCCAUUAGGGAGGAAAGCAGCUAUAGCGACAUACCUGACGUGAAAAAUGACUUUGCCUUCAUGCUUCACAUGAUAGACCAGUAUGAUCCUCUUUACUCUAAAAGAUUUGCAGUUUUCCUCUCAGAAGUUAGCGAAAACAAACUGAGGCAGCUGAAUUUGAAUAACGAGUGGACACUGGACAAACUGAGGCAACGCAUCACAAAGAAUGCCCAGGAGAAGCUGGAACUCCAUCUCUUUAUGCUGGGUGGCAUCCCAGACACCGUAUUUGACUUGAAUGAGCUGGAGGUCUUGAAACUUGAAUUAAUCCCUGAUGUCACCAUACCCCCAAUCAUUGCUCAACUCACAAACCUGAGGGAGAUGUGGCUCUAUCACACGCCUGCCAGGAUAGAGGCACCUGCUCUCGCCUUUCUGCGCGAGAACCUAAAGACCCUACACAUCAAAUUCACAGACAUCAAGGAGAUCCCACUCUGGAUCUACAGCUUAAAGAACCUUUGCGAGUUGCAUCUCACAGGGAACCUGAGCUCGGAUAACAACCGCUACAUUGUCAUUGACGGACUGCGCGAGCUGAAGAGGCUCAAGAUUUUACGACUGAAGAGUAACCUCACCAAGUUACCGCAGGUGGUGACAGAUGUUGGGGUGCACCUGCUGAAGCUCUCGGUGAACAACGAGGGCACAAAGCUGAUGGUGCUGAACAGCCUUAAGAAGAUGGUGAACCUGUCCGAGCUGGAGCUUGUGCGCUGCGAUCUGGAACGCAUCCCACACUCCAUUUUCAGCCUUCACAACCUCCAAGAAAUCGACCUGAAGGACAACAACUUGAAGACCAUCGAGGAGAUCAUCAGCUUCCAGCAUCUCCACCGCCUUGUCUGUCUCAAACUCUGGUACAAUCAGAUUGCCUACAUCCCCAUACAGAUCGGCACCCUGACAAAUCUGGAGAGGCUGCAUCUGAAUCGGAAUAAAAUUGAAAAAAUACCGAGCCAACUCUUCUUCUGCCGCAAGCUGAGGUAUCUCGACCUCAGUCACAACAAUCUCACUUGUAUACCAGCUGACAUCGGGUUCUUACAAAAUCUUCAGCACUUGGCUGUCUCUUCAAAUAGGAUUGAAACCCUUCCCCCGGAGCUGUUCCAGUGUAAAAAGAUGCGCACACUGAACCUGGGGAAUAACUACCUGCAGGCGCUGCCAUCCCGCUUCGGUGAACUCACAAGCCUCAUGCAGCUGGAGCUGAGAGGCAACCGGCUUGAAGUCCUCCCCGUGGAGCUGGGAGAGUGCCACCUGCUGAGACGGAGUGGGAUAACCGUGGAGGACGAUCUCUUCAACACCUUGCCCACAGAGGUGAAGGAAAAACUGUGGCGCACAGACAAAGAACCGUCAUAAAGGUGAUACAUGUGCAGAGCUGCCAGAAAGUACAAAUAAAAGUCAAAUCCCUUCCACGUUUUCCCUCCAACACUGGUGACUUCACUGAGUGGUUGAUCCAGAACCAUGGAAUUCAGAGUUGUGUGAAGUCUGUUGGUGACAUGAUUUUACAUAGAUUCAAAUAAUACUAGCUAACAGCUGUCUGUUCACGAGAAACCACACAGAACCACCACACAGAACCAUUACAUAGCAAGCAAAGAUGAAGUAGAAAUGAAUUACAUUUGCCUUUUCCGCACUUUCUGUGUUCUACGCCUUCUUCCUGGAACUAUUAGUGGAACUAUAUCAAUUGCGAUUUAUGAAUGAAAGGGUCCAUGAGCUGCCAUUGUUGUGUAAAAAAUGGAACACAGAUGUCAAUUGGAUUAGCCUAACUCCCACUUCCAUGGCUCUGGGUAGAUCUAUCUAUGUGUCUUGAAGUCUAGUUAUGAUCAGAUGAUAAUGAGCUGGUUGGUUGGAAACGUUGCAGUUUUUACUGUCUAAACUAGUUUUACUUACCUUUGUACUCUGUACUGUCAGUAUGAACAUUUCUACCUUAACUUUAGCAAUAGAGUUGGAAAAUAUUAAUUAGACUAUAGUCUUACAUUUUUAUAUAUAAUCUUGGUCAUUUUUUAUGCAGUGUGGUGUUUCCAAUUCUGAGUGGACAACUUUACUGCAGACAUAGACCAACCAGUUUGACUAUGCAGGUGCCAUACUUGUGGCCAUAAAGUGAAGUUAACUUAUCUCAUUAAAUAUUAUAUGCUGAUUUUCUUUUCCUUUUUUAAACAUGCCAAGAAAAAAAGUUUGUGAUUAAGGUAUGGCAUGGUCCAUGAAGUUAAUUUAAGCCAAGACCCAUACAUUCAAAAAGAACUGCAUUAAUAAUAUCUCAGGAUAUAUAUAAAGCACUACCGUACAGUGCAUAUAACUGUAUAAACUGUUUAUCACCUUGAACAAAUAUCUCUUGUUGAACUGCUGUAAUAUUAAUAACUUAUAUAUGCACCUCCUCUACAACACGUUUACACUGUUUGAUAAAUGCAAACCAAUUCCGAAAAUUCACUUUUAAAUGGCAUACAUUAUUUUGAGAAAUGUCAACUUAAUCAUAGACAACUGCAGACUGUGACAGUGAAGUGAAGUAAUUGUCAAUUUGUCAAAUACUUUUUCUUUUUUUUUCAUUAGGUUGUCUAUUUUUGGAUCUGAGUGAUCUUUAGAAUCUCCUGUGUUCAACUAACUAAAUACAUGUACUUUCAUAAUUUAUUUAUUAUAAUUUAUUUCUAAUAUUUAGAUUUUUCAGUAGGUAACAAUCCCUCUUGACUAACUCAAGAGGUCAUGUAAGCAUUUGUAGGCUGAGUUUGUUUUUAACAUUGUGUUAAUUCCACCGUGGCACUUUAAGAUCGCUUGAAAUUGCUGCAGUGACUGGAAUCAUUGCAGUAUGUUAGAAGGCAAUUUAUGAACUACUUUUGCACAUCCUUCCUCCCCUUAAGGCAUGGGUGGGUGUAACGGAGGCCAACUAGCAGAGUGUGGCAUGGAACGUUAGUAAACAUCCCUCUCGAAGCCUCAUUCAGUAUCAAUAGCGCUGAGCUAUCGGACUGGUCCUUAAGCCCAGCAGUAUCAUGCUGUGUCUCCCAUGUCCAACUUGAGGUGGCAAGUUCAAGCCCUGAGUGGCAGACUGUGCAGCAACACUUCAGUUACAUUGGUGCCAUUGACCUGGAAUGGGAGUGAGAUUUUGGGCCUUAAGUGUAACAGAGGCCAACUAACAGAGAGCGGCCUGGAAGGUUAGCAAACCUCCCCCUGAAGCCUCACACAGUAUCGGUAGCGCUGAGCUAUCGGAGUGGUACUUUAGCUCAGCAGUAUCGUGCUGUGCCUCCCAUGCCGAACUGGACUGUUGACUGGGGAGUUCGAGCCCCGAGUGGCAGACUGCACAAGAAUACCUCAGUUACAUGGGCAAACUAAGGCCGAAAUGUGGCCCUCUGCUCUGUUUCAUGCAAUCCGCCAUGAAGUCAACAGAAAAGUUAAAUGUUGACUGAACAUAAGGGAAGUUAUUACAUUAACCCAAAAUUAGAUAUUAUAUCAAUCACACAGCUUAGUUUCAGAACUGGUUUGCAAGCUCAUCAAAAAGUGGAGCACAGCAGACAGCUAGAAGGAUAUACAAACGUGGCCACUCUUUCACUAGACACUGGUUGUCAAAGAGUGCUCUUCAAUUUGCAUUUGCUCCUGGAAAGCUACAGUAGUUCGUCAGAAUGUGGCCAGCAAAAGGUUUGCCCACCCCUGCAGUAAGACAUUUCUAACGGGGGCCCAAAUUGUGCACUGGUGCCCCCUGCUGUCAAAUCUACUUAGAAUUGAGAAUUGCACCUGAAAUUACUAUUAUACAGCAAUAAGAGUGCUUACUUUGGGCCAUAAUGUACAUUGAGAAUGCUUGUUAUUCUUUUAGGAUCAUUAGCAUUAUUGGUUGUUUGGUAAUUAACAUUACAUGGGGGUACAGAACUGAGAUUGAUUGUGUUUUUAUGGCAUUUGUAUUCAAGAGUCGGUGUGGAUUUUUUAAAUUUCCUGAUGCACUGGAUGCUCUCUCUGGACUCUCUAUCCUCAUUUCAUCCGUAUUUUCAAGACAUUUCUGAAAACAAUUUAAGCUGAUUUACUGUUUGCAGCUGUUUAUUUAUGUUUUACAACACUGUGAAACCUGAAACUUAGUUUUGGAAUACAUUACCUUUUUUAUUAACAGUAUGGUGUAUUUUCUAUGCGUUGUCAUGUCGUGACUGAAUUUCCUCGCCAAUGUUCAGUUACGAGUCCGUAGAAACUUUUGGAAGCAGUGUUAGAGCAGACAUGGAUCAAAUGGAGUUUAAAAUAGUUAUUUUCAGAAUAUUUGCUGCCACAGUUGUAUGUUGUGUUGAGAAGUAUGGAUAUUUAUCAUAUUGUGUAAAUCUUAUUUCCCCCUAUGCUCAUGUGUAUAAAUGUACCUUGUCUUAUAUUACCUUUACUCAUACAGUAUGAGUACAUGAUAACAUUUAAAAAAAUCCACUGUAUUCAAUGCAUCUGACUGGAAAAAAAUAAAACUUGAUGAAUUGCACACUUUGUAUUGUUAACUGACAU